Messenger RNA from Cylicostephanus goldi, 585 nucleotides. NCBI's taxonomy places the organism in Eukaryota, Metazoa, Nematoda, Chromadorea, Rhabditida, Strongylidae. The record is from the annotation of a GenBank genome assembly.
AUGUACACGCACAAUAAUCUGUACGGAUAUUGCAAUAGAACGAUUUUGGAAAAGAGUAGUCAUAUCACAAACGUUUGCGAGGAAGUGACGGAACCUCCUUGCAAUCCGUGCCCACCUGGAGAGCCAGGGCCUCCUGGACCACCAGGAGAUGCAGGUAAGGCUGCCGAUUUGUCACGUUUUUCAGGAAGCCCAGGUCAACCGGGUCAUCCCGGACGAAACGGGAACGAUGGACCACCCGGGCCACAAGGACCUCCUGGACCUCCUGGACCACCUGGCGAGAAUGGAAGAGAUGGACCCAGAGGAGAACCGGGUCGACCUGCCUUCAGCACGCCGGCUAUUCCCGGCGAUCCAGGUGCUCCCGGGGAGCCGGGACCACCCGGACUUCCCGGAGAAGCUGGACAAAGCGGUCGCCCAGGAUCAGACGGACUACCAGGACCACAGGGACCACCCGGUCCACCAGGACCACAAGGACCACCAGGAGAGAUUGGACCACCAGGACAACCCGGACAACCAGGACCACAAGGAGAACGAGGUAAAUUUUUGAUUUAUAGUCCGGGAGAAAUCAGAAGAAAAAUUUCUUCAGGU